AUGCUGCCUGGGGACGCACGAGGGAAGAGUAUCUCCAGCAUUGCUGCGGAUACCGAGAAGGAUGUGGUCGAAGAGAAGAUCGUGGCUGUCCAGGAGCGUGAGGCAACACCGUCCGACGUCACGGAGUCAGAUUUCUACGCAUAUCAUGAACGAAACCCCGGGCGUCUUAUUCUCGAUCCAGAAGAAGCGAAGGUCGAAUUUGGCGAGGAGUGUCUGAAAAGGCUCAAGCUCUCAAAGGACGGCUCGAAGAUUCUAUGGCCGCAGCCUACAGACGAUCCGGAGGAUCCACAGAACUGGUCAGAUCGCCGCAAGAGCUUCCAGCUAGUGAUCAUUACCCUUGCUGCCAUUGUUCCGGAUUUCGACUCGGGUAUCGGCAUUGCGUCUCUGUUUCAACUGGCCAAGAAAUUCAACACCACGACUGGUCUAAUCAACGAUGAAACAUCGAAUUGGAGCAUAUUCUUGCUUGGUUGGGGUAGUAUAUUCGCUGUCAUGUUGAUGCGCCGGUAUGGGAGGUUACCGAUCCUGUUUUGGUCGCAGGCAGGUCUUUUCUGCGCAAAUCUCCUAGCCGUGUCCUUCCUGGUCGGAUGCACAUUCGCGCCGAAUCUCAACACGUUUGCAGGCAUACUUACAACUGAACGCUCAUGGGAUGCUGCAGCAAUGCGCUGCUUGACGGCGUUCUUUGGAACCUGUCCUCAGGUGGCGGGAUUAUAUACGGUAACGGACAUGUACCCGUUCCAUCUACAGGCGAGGAAGCUCAACAUUUGGACGAUGGGCUUCAUUGUCUCGCCUUUUAUAUCGCCUUGCGUAUUCGGAUUCCUCGCUGCUCGUGCCAACUGGCGCUGGGCAUAUGGUAUAGGGUCUAUGUACGGAGUGUUUGUAGUAUUCAUGAUCACAUUCUUCAUGGAGGAGACACUAUACGAUCGCUCCUUACCAGACCCUCGGCCGAUCCCUCGACCACGUUCCCGAGUGCUCAAUCGUUUCCAAUCUCUGGUGGGCGUGUCAGGCUGGCGGAUGGCACAAUACCGGCCACGGUGGCGUACAGUUGUAUUCGGCUGUAUCAACCUUAUUUGGCGCCCACACAUCCUGAGCAUCCUGAUCUUCGAGUCUAUCAUUUGGGGAUUCACCGUUGGGAUAAAUACAACAGAAACUGUUCUACUGUCGGAGCCGCGGCCCAAAGGCUAUGGAUUCAGCGAGUACGCGAUUGCUGGCGCAUACGCGACUCCGAUCGUCGCAACGCUACUGGGCGAGCAGAUUGGCCACUACCUCAAUGACUGGAUUAUGGAGUUCUGUGUGCGACGGAACAAGGGAGUCUUCGAGGCCGAAAUGCGUCUGUGGGCUUGCUACUUCGCGGUGGCCCUGUACGUGCUAGGUUUUGGUGUGCUUGGAUCUUCCAUGCAGCGCUUGAAUAUCGCCGGACUUGUCAUCGGCUGGGGCCUUGCACAAUGCGUAGUCGUGUUCAACACCGUAGCAGUCUAUGCGUAUUGCAACGAUUGUUUCCCUGGCAGCCAGGGCGAGAUAUCUGCCCUGGUAAACCUCUGUCGCACUCUUGGUGGAUUUAGCGUAGCGUUCUACCAAGUCCCUUGGGCCACACGAAAUGGCCCUUUGCAGACAUUUGGCGUGGAGGCAGCAGUUGUUGUAGGAUUAUUUUUCCUAAUUGUCCCGGCCCUGCAAUACAAGGGCGCAUAUCUCAGGGUAAGCAACGCACCAUGA
This is a messenger RNA of Postia placenta MAD-698-R-SB12, 1710 nucleotides long. RefSeq lists its product as hypothetical. The coding region runs from base 1 to 1710 and encodes 569 amino acids. The record is from RefSeq and is a predicted model, not a curated record. The transcript is spliced from 19 exons. Gene Ontology annotation, biological process: transmembrane transport. Gene Ontology annotation, molecular function: transmembrane transporter activity. Lineage: Eukaryota; Fungi; Basidiomycota; Agaricomycetes; Polyporales; Adustoporiaceae.